ACAAACGGCACGGGACACUUUGUAGAGCACAACAGCAGAGUUAAAAACAGCCAGCCAGCGGAGGCAAACCUCUGUAGCAUUCCUGUUUUGUUUUGAAAUAGAUUCCUUCCCAGGCUGUGAUCCGACAUUCCACUUAGCAGCCUGCAGUGAGUCAAGUGCUGACUGUAUAAUAUAUAAGCCCCAGGGCCUGUUCCAUAUCCAUGGAAAGAACUGAUUUCAAUGGGGUUUGACCCAACCUUGUAAUGUAUCAGAAAAGUAACCUUGAUAGUCUGUAGCUGCAAAACCAAUAAGGAGUCCAGUGGCACCGCAAAGACUAAUAGAUUUAUUUGGGCAUAAGCUUUCAAGGACAAAAACCCACUUCAUCAGAUGCAGAUAUUACACUCUGCAUUAACUUUAUAAUGAAAACCCUACAAUUCUUAAAUGCCAUUUAAAAUCUAGUCCGGUUUUUUCUAAAGUGUGUCAUUUCAGGACUAUACCUGCCCCUGCCAAUUAUUGUGGUUCUACAAUCACUUUGUUAUUUUAGCUGUUUUUCUUUCCUUAUUGCUGUGUGACAGAUCCACCCAUGCAAGAGGGGAACCCGUCAAUCUGAUUAUGCAGCGGAAAUAGCGAAACUGCAUUUACCAGCACUCUGUGUGUGGACAAAGUCACAGCAAAGAGGGAAAAACAUUAUUUUUCCUCCAAACUCAUAGUUCUAGAAAUGUUAGUUGGUAAACUCAUAUUUGGACAGAAUCAUGAUUUUUUUUUUAAAUUACUGCUCUACCUAAAGGGACGGUGCUUGAAACAUACAAGAGAUAUUAAAUUCAGAUCAAUGUCUGAUAAAUGUCUUCAGCGCCCUUAUUUACAAGUAGCAUCUUGCACCCAGGAGUGGUCCUAGUUAAGACCACAUACUCUCUCAUAUAAGCAAGGCACUGUUCAAAUCAAAUAAAGGUUGCAGAGCAGGUUGAAGUCCCAGAGUAUGCUACGGUACACUAGAUCCAUGCCAAGCUUCAUAUUUACAGGAAGUGUGACAAUCAGGUCUGACCAAUACUAUCCAAAAAGCUACGCAUCCACUGAUCAAAGUCCAUCCAUGUGCCUUCUGUGGAGAUCAAAAGCUAAGAAGCAUAAACUUUCAGAGUCAUUAAGGGACAGAACAGCCUCUAUCCUAGUCAGAAACAAAAAGCGCUUUUAAACAUUAACUCCUCAAGGCUAGCGAACGGCCAUGUACAGCUAAUUAGGCAAUCACAUUUUAUUUACCAGUGCCAAGCAGAUUUCCAAAGGGACUUUAGCUGUUUGUUUGCCUGGCUUGGCAAAAGGCAGCUGGUUAGACCUUGCAAUUCUACAUUUAUUUUCAUCCCCCAUGGAUUUGCUGUCUCUUGGUAGCACUGUAAAUUCUGCACCUCAGAAAAGUGGAAUUGCAAAAAUGGAGUCAGAGAGAAUCAAAUGUUGCUUAGGUUGGAAAAGUAGGAUUUGCCAUGGCAACCAGCCAGGCUGAUAUCCCAGCUCCUGCCAGACCAGAGCAUCUUCAUUCGUUAAUAAGUAAUAAGCUCUUCUAUAGCAUUCUUCACUGUAUAUCCCAAAGCGCUUUACACAAGAUGGGGUGGACACAUACUGUUCUCACCAAAUCAUCAAUGGGGAAAGCAAGGCAAACUGCCACAAGUCACAAAGAGCAAGCGACAGAAAUGGAACCCAGUGUAUGGAAUCGUGUCCCUCACUUCCAGGCCAAAGCCCCAACCACUGGACCGUGCUGUCCCUUAAAUACUUUCACUUUAUUCAGCGCUGUACAAGAAAUGAAAGAUACAGUCCCUGAUCAAAGGAUCAUCUCAGACCCACCUGCCAAGAACUGGUGAAUCUCACAUAUGGUAGACACCUUAUACUUUAAUAGCACUGUGUCAUUCACCUUGUGCCCUUUAGCUAUGAUCUGCCUUCUACAUGUUAGGUGGAAACAGCACAACCAGUAAAACAAUUACGAUGUUCCUACGCAUCUGCAAUAGGCCUCGGAGAAAAGCCUGCUUUGAACAGGAGCGUGCAGAAACCUUUCCCUCCCACUGCCAAAACCUGAGCUACCUUCAGCUGUUGUGACUGAAGAGAACAUUUAGCCUGCACUUGAAACUCCCUUUCCAAGCCCCGUUCUUUAAAACAACCCCUAAUCUUUGUGUCCUGCUGCAGAAGAGGGAGGGAAUCACUUCCCCUCUCAACAGUGAUUUUGCCCCUGCCGCUGUGACAAUACUUCCAAGUGCAGUUCUGCCACGCCAGCCAGCGAGGUGCUGCUGGGGGCAUAAGAGAGCCGGACAGGCACUCUCUGAUCCUGGGGAGUCCCGAAAUAGAAGACCCUGGCGCCAACUUCCUGUUGCUUCCCCCCAGGCGGCCAAUGGAAAAAGCAGAGGCAGCUGCUGCUAAAGCCCAGCCCAGCCCAAAUAAAGCCCAUGCGGUUCAGCCAAAAUGACUGCUUCGGACAGGAUACGGGGCAGAGAUGCAACGGGUUAAAUUCUACUCGCUGUAAAUUGAGGAACAAGACAUCGGAAUAAAUGAUACCCAGUAAAUUCCCCAGGAACUCAGGCCAUGGAAAGAUCAAACAAGCAAACCUGAAUCACGCUCAGAGACAGUCACUGUCUCAAAAGCUUUUUGACAGUAAACCCAACGACUGCACUGUCGCUGCCCAGAAGCUGAGAGCAGAGACGCGCUGAAAGGCAUAAGGCAGUGUUUCAGGAGCCCAGAUCACAGAUGGUGAUGGAGAACGUCUCCUCCUCUUCGCUGUUCUCAACCAGCUUCACCACUCAGCCCGAAAACUCCACUGCAUCCAAUUACUUCUCUGGCCUCCAAAAGAGCAUUCAUGUCCUUUCCAUGGUGGUCUACAGCAUUGCAUGUCUGCUGGGGGUGACGGGCAAUGGUCUUGUCAUUUGGAUCGCUGGCUUCAAGAUGAAGAAAACUGUAAAUGCCGUGUGGUUUCUAAACCUGGCUGUUGCUGAUUUCAUCUUCACUUUUUUCCUGCCCUUCAGCAUCACGUACACUGCCCUGGGCUUUCACUGGCCAUUUGGGAAGGUCCUGUGCAAACUGAACAGCACUAUUGCCUUCCUCAACAUGUUUGCUAGCGUCUUCCUCCUAACAGUGAUCAGCAUAGACCGGUGCAUUUCAGUGAUCUGUCCUGUGUGGUCUCAUAACCACCGGACACCCAAGUUGGCUUCCAACAUUGCCCUGGUCACUUGGCUUCUAGCCUUCGCCAUCAGCUUUCCAUAUCUCGUUUUUCGAGACACGGCUACUAAUUCAAAAAACGUCACCAGCUGUUACAAUAACUUUGCCCUGUCUGACAACUAUAAAGCUGAGGCAUCCCGUCAGCUGUGGAGAAUGAGGCACAAAACUAUGAUCAUAACCAGAUUUGUAUGUGGGUUUCUCAUUCCCUUCACUGUGAUCCUCAUCUGCUACAGCAUCAUUGGUGUCAGGAUGAAAAGGAACCAUCUAGCCAAGUCGACUAAGCCUUUCAGGAUUCUUGUUGCAGUCACCGUGUCAUUCUUCCUUUGUUAUUUCCCAUACCAUGUCUUCUGCUUGCUAGAAAUAUCUAAAAUCUCUUCCAACCAGGAGCUGAAAAUGGCCCUUUACAUAGGGAUCCCCUUGGUUUCCAGUCUUGCUUUCUUCAAUAGCUGUAUCAACCCCAUCCUCUAUGUCUUUAUGGGGCAGGACUUCAAGGAGAAGUUCCGACAGUCCAUCCUCUCAGCCUUUGAGGGGGCCUUCAGUGAGGACUCUAUCUUGACCUCUCUGGCCAGCAAGAGAAAAUCCAGAGCCACUUCUGAAGUAGAAGUUCCAGGGCUUUAAUCAGUAGCUAAUGACCCAAAUUUUAGUGGUAAAUUACAGGAGACCUAGCUCUGUCCUUUGCCUCACCAAUGCAGUUCCAAUGGAUUUCAAUCAGAGUUGUGUUUGUGUCACUGAAAGCAGAAAUGAUCUCUGGAUAGCAAAGAAGCAUGGCUUGCUGCAGUCUGGAAGUGCAAAACCUAGGGGGAUUUACACACCAAAGAGGUGAAACAGCUGGAUGGAGCAUGAAAAGCAACUGACAUAAAGUGGCAACCCACUGCCAUGGACACUUUCCACCAGGGGUGGGCAAUAAUUUUAGAAAGGGGGCCACUUGACAAAUUUCUGAAGUUGCCCCAGACUGCCCUGGAAGGGGCAGGGCCAGGAUGGUUGACAGGCUGCAGCUGGCCCCCGGAGGCUCUGUUGCUCACCCCUGCCUUACACUCUCCUAUUGGUUGCUUUUCCUACUAUUUCCCCCUUUUUCAUUUUCUUCAGUGUGUAAGUCACACUUAUUUUGACACACCUACAGAGCGUGUGCAAGUUACUGUUACAGCGCGAGUUACUGUUUUUGCCACUUCUGCUCAUUUUUAACUGGAAACAUAAGCACUGAAUGUGGUCCAGAGAAUUUAAUGCCUGCCAUGUUAUACUCAGUCAGCCUGCACCUGGCCCGUUAUUAUAGAUAAAGCUUGUCUCUUUUAUUGCCCUGCCUUCACUGAUUACCUGCAGCAGCAUUCCCUUUGAAAAAAAUCCAAUAUUUGCUUAGCAAAAUAUGUUCCACAAUAUCCAUGAUUAAAAGAUUAAGAUACAAUUUCAGGUUUCCUUUAUCUGCAGUCAAACCUUACCACUAUUCCAGUGGUCCCCAACCAUUUAAGGUUGA
Molecule: messenger RNA, 4636 nt
Organism: Pelodiscus sinensis (Chinese soft-shelled turtle)
Lineage: Eukaryota; Metazoa; Chordata; Testudines; Trionychidae
Source: RefSeq, a predicted model, not a curated record